ACACCCGAAAGAGAACGUUACAGUGAAAAAGCGACAUUAUCAGGUGUUUCAAGUGCUGCAAUGUCAGCUCAAUCCAGCAUCAAGUCGACGCCGCCCAGCGACAAGGGCGGUAAACCGACAUCAAGUAAGCCCACCCGGGCGUUAUCAGGUGUUCCAAGUGCUGCAAUGUCAGCUCGAUCCGGGAUCAAGUCGAUGGCGCCCAGCGACAAGGGCAGUAGAACGACAUCAAGUAAGUCCACACAGGCAAGAGCCAAGGCAGAAGCCGCCAAGGUGCGACUGCAUUACGCCAAACAAGAAGCAGUUUUGAAAAUGAAACUGGCCACCAAAGAAGCCGAAAAGGCCGCCAGAGAAGCCGAAACCCAGUUGGAAAUGGCAAAAAUAUCGACAGAGUUGCAAGUGCUGCAGCUGGAAGGAGAAGGAGAAGCUGCCAUGGUGGAAGCAGAGUACAUAGAAGAAGCUGAAGGGUCGCGUGAUCUGACCGAAACAAGUUCUGCUUUAGAAAGGACCAGACUGGAACGCACGAGCGACUAUGUACAAUAUCAAGCAGACAGGCAGGCUCGUCUCCCCUCUCCAUACCUAUUCGAUAACUUCCCCAGCUACGAGGAAGAGAAUUUACCCUCGCGGCCCCGCGAUGAAGUCAAGAAUGAAAGAGCUGACAACCGAUAUACUUUGACACCAAAGUUACAAAGUUCGAUGCGAAGAGACGCGGAGGUUGAAUCCAGGAUGGCAAAUUCCAUGAGAAACGUGCGUUCUCAGUCAUAUAGGCGCCAACGUACUUCUCCAGCCCGCAUGCCGCUUGCAGCCGAUCCCACGCUGCAGUAUUUAGCACGACGGGAUCUCGUCACUUCGGGACUGUACCAGUUUGACGAUAAACCCGAAAAUUACCGUGCUUGGCUCUCCACAUUCACCAACGUGAUUGACGGGGUCCAGCUCAGUGCAACCCAAAGGUUGGACCUUAUGGCGAAAUGGCUGGGGAAAGAAUCACGCGACCAGGUGAGACGCAUGCGUUCAGUGUACAUCAACAAACCUGAGCUAGCCUUAAGCGAAGCGUGGGAGAGACUUUGGGAGAGAUAUGGGGCCCCCGACAUUAUUGAAGGGGCGCUAUAUCGACGUCUGGAAAACUUUCCUAAGGUGUCAGCCAAAGAUCACUUUAAGUUAAGGGAAUUCGGAGAUUUACUCAUGGAGAUCCAAGGCGCCAAAGAAGAUGGCUAUUCAGCUGGUCUAGUAUUCCUAGAUACUCCAUCCGGGAUUAGACCAAUUGUGGACAAACUUCCAUUUGGGCUGCAGGACAAGUGGCUGACUGUUGCCUCAGAGUACAAGGAAGACCACGACGGUCGAUUUCCUCCCUUUAAGCACCUCACUAGGUUUGUGUGCAAGGAGGCGAAGAGGCGAAACGACCCUAGCCUUGUAGGUCCAGGAAGCAUUUUGAUUUACACCAAGCCAGGCAGAUCCGUUUCGAAUGUUUUCAACAUUGAUAAACCCGUGUCAGUGCUCAAGACCGAAGCCCUUACGACUAACAACGACCCUGGCAAGUAUUGUCCAUUGCAUAACAAACCUCACCCCCUGAAAGCAUGCAGAAUGUUUAGGGAAAAACCCCUUGAAGAGAGGACGGCUCUUCUCAAGGAGAAAAGAAUAUGUUUUAGAUGCUGUUCCUCAACCUCUCACCUCGCCAGAGAGUGUACGAUCGCCGUGAAGUGUCCGGAAUGUGGCAGCCCAGAUCACGUCGAGGCCAUGCAUCCCGACCUGUCACCACAAACCGAGAGCGCUUCUUCACCCCCACAACAGGACGGCGGGGAGGGAGAGGCUCACUCUAGGUCAAUAGCUGUCAGCACGAACUGUACAGAAGUUUGCGGUCAAGCUCAGUCAAGUCGUUCUUGUUCCAAGAUCUGCCUCACUAAGGUGUACCCUAAAGGAGCCAAAGACAAGGCCAUCAAAGCCUAUGUGAUUCUGGACGAUCAGAGCAAUCGUUCACUAAUCAGUCCAGAGUUCUUUAAAUUGUUCAACAUUGAGAGUGAGCGGUUCCCAUACUACCUCAAAACUUGCUCAGGCAACAUGGAAACCCAAGGAAGGAAGGCAGAAGGCAUCCAGAUCGAGUCCCUGGAUGGUAAAGUCGUCAUCUGUCUCCCUCCGCUCUUAGAGUGCAAUGAAAUCAUGAAUAACCACGCUGGGAUCCCGACACCAAGUGCGGUGCUACACCAGCCGCAUCUCCACCACAUCGCCAAACACAUCCCAGAACUGGAUCCGAAAGCGGAAAUACUCCUGCUAUUAGGAAGAGAUGUUAUCCAGGUACACAAGGUUAGGCAGCAGAUCAAUGGACCACUCAACGCCCCCUUCGCGCAACAUCUGGAUCUGGGCUGGGUGGUGAUAGGAGAGGUGUGUCUCGGUGACGUACACAAACCGAUGGUUAACACACUCAAGACCAAUGUGCUAGAGAGUGGCCGCCAUUCAAUCUUUCAACCCUGCCCGAGUGUCCCGUGCAUCAAGGAAGCACAACAAGGCGUUAACAAGCGCGAGGCAAGCGACGAGUCGCUGGGCCAGUCAGUCUUCGCUCUAACGAAGUAUGACAACAAACUUGCACAAUCAGCUCAAGAUACCAUUUCUUUAAAAACCAAAGACACCAAGGUCUUCAGAGAUGAAGCAAAUAAUGGGGUUGCCCCAUUGCCAAUCAGAGAACCACGCCAGCGCUCACCAGAUAACAAAGAGCAGGCAGUCAAACGGUUCACGUCCUUACGGAAAACCCGGAAAAGGAAACCCGAGAUGCAGCAAUGCACCCGAUUGGCCCACGAGGUACUGUGCACCCUAAUGGCAGAGGUCACAGCCAUUAUAAACGCACAAUCAUUCCUACCUGUGUCUUCUGACCCAGAAAACCCCUUUAUACUUUCGCCAUCAACGCUCCUUACGCAGAAGGCAGGAGCACCUCCUCCACCAGGAGACUUCUCAGACAAGGAUUUGUACACAAAGCAAUGGAGACAAGUCCAGGCUCUGGCAAAUCAGUUUUGGUCCCGCUGGAGACAGAAAUAUCUACACUCGUUGCAACACAGACAAAAGUGGACAGAACCCCGAAGGAAUCUUCAAGUUGAAGACUUAGUCCUGCUCAGGGACAAGCAAGCCACCCGCAACAGCAGGCCAAUGGCCAGAAUCACUGCUACAUUCCCUAGCGAGGAUGGACAUGUCAGGAAGAUCGAAUUGAAGACUACCGACCAAGGCGAUGUGAAAAUUUACCAAGGGCCAGUUACAGAAGUUAUUCUACUUCUACCCAAUGACUGAUUAAGAGACUAAGUUUUGUACUCUGCUCAUUGUGACCUUACGAAGGUCAAGCGGGGAGUGUGCUGUCUUUACGACAGUUAUUUAGUUUAUAAUAUUUUCGCUUAGUAAUUCAUUCAAUAGUAUUUUCUAGUUAGAAUUAGAAGUGUUUAAAGUGUAUUCAUUGCAUGUAAAAUAUAUCGGCAUGCGAUGACGUCACAUCCGGUUUCGCCGCGUCUUGUGGGAAAAUACCGGUUUGAAAUUAGCGCGAGGGUGGGGGCUCACCACGAGGCUCACCUGAGCACAAGCAGUUUUGCAGGCAUGAGAAAUCACAGUGAGAGCAACGCUUUUUCACCAUAUGUUAAUGUGAAGAGUGAACAGUAAAUGGUUAAUCUUACUGCGAUCUGGUUCUUAUUAACUGGUUUAUCUCGACGUUAAAUUCGGCGUUCGUUACACCCGAAGG
Molecule: messenger RNA, 3706 nt
Organism: Hypanus sabinus (Atlantic stingray)
Lineage: Eukaryota; Metazoa; Chordata; Chondrichthyes; Myliobatiformes; Dasyatidae
Exons: 2
Coding region: 61-3267 (1068 amino acids)
Source: RefSeq, a predicted model, not a curated record